AAAAAAAAAGAAAAAGAAAAAAACGGUUUGGACCUUUCUUUUUCCCAACCACCAUAAAACGCGGUCCAAAAAUCCCCAAUAAAAUGCCAUCUGCUUCAAUUAGGGUUUCUCCAUAUCCGUCUUCAUUUCUUCCCAUUUUUUCUCUCUUAAAUAUUGGAUCCAAUUAAAAUCGAAAUUUGAUUUUUAUUGUUAUUAUUGUUAUCAUUCGAUGUGAGAAUGCCCGCGACGGAUUAUCAAGGAAGCUCGGCACCGUUGACAAAUAUCGGCCGUUCGUUAUUAUCCCUGAGGAGGGAUCAAGUACAUGCGAUGGAAUCGCCGAACGAUGGAUCGGCUUCGCACGAGGUGGAGCUCGAGUUGUUUCAAAGGCAAGUAGCUGACCGAUUUCACGAUUUAGCUUCUGUUCCUUCCGAUGAAUUGCUUUCUCUUCCAUGGGUUCGGAAAUUGCUCGACGUUUUCCUUUGUUGUCAAGAGGAAUUUCGGGUCAUCGUUUUUAACAAUAAAGCUCAAGUGAUGAAACCUCCCAUGGACCGUUUGAUUGCCGAUUUUUACGAGCGUACUGUUAAGGCGCUUGAUGUUUGUAAUGCGAUUCGCGACGGAAUUGAACAGAUCAAGCAAUGGCAGAAGCUUCUAGAAAUCGUUCUUUGCGCUUUGGGUGAUAGUAAUGUCAAUAAUAAUUCGAAUAAUAAUGGUAAUAAUAAUUGUUAUCAGAGAACCCUAGGAGAAGGACAAUUUCGUCGCGCGAAAAAGGCGUUGAUAGAUUUAGCAAUUGGGAUGCUUGAUGAGAAAGAUUCCGGUCAAUCUUUGUCUCAUAGGAAUCGUUCCUUUGGAAGAAAUAAUAAUACCAGCAGUCACUCCAAGGAUCAUCACCAUCGUUCUUUGGGUCAUUUCAGGUCGUUGUCUUGGAGUGUUUCGAGAUCUUGGUCUGCUGCUAGGCAGCUCCAGGCGAUCGGGAACAACUUAGCUGCACCACGAGGGAAUGAGGUUGUGGCUACCAAUGGACUUGCAAUGCCUGUUUACACAAUGGGUUGUGUUUUGUUGUUUGUAAUGUGGGCCUUGGUGGCUGCGAUUCCGUGUCAGGAUCGGGGUUUGCAAGUUCAUUUUUAUGUGCCUAGGCAGUUUUCUUGGGCGGCUCCAAUUCUUUCAUUGCAUGAGAGGAUCAUGGAGGAGUCGAAGAAGAGGGAUAGGAAAAAUGCUUGUGGGUUGUUGAGGGAGAUUUAUCAGAUGGAGAAGUGUUCACGGUUGUUGGGUGAAUUGACUGAUUCUGUGCAGUUUCCGUUGAGUGAGGAGAAGGAAGGGGAGGUUAGGCAGAGAGUGAAGGAACUGGGGCAGGUUUGUCACGCAAUGAAGGAAGGCUUAGAGCCACUGGAGAGGCAGGUUAGGGAGGUUUUUCAUAGGAUUGUUCGGAGCCGAACUGAAGGGCUUGACUCUUUGGGUAGGGGGCACAAUCCCGAGUAAAAAGUCUGUUGUUGGGUUGCAGUGGUUUAAAUUGUUAAGUGUCAAAUGUGCAACUUGCAAACGUGUUUUGCUUUCAGCUUCAGGGAAACUCCAGGAUCCUGAACAUGAAAGAGAAGAGAAGACGAAGAUGGAGAAGAAAUGAAGAAGGAUUUGAGGCUUGCGCCACACAAAUAAAAAAGGGUAAGGAGGAAAAACAAAAAAGAUUUUCUUGUAUUUAUCACCAUGUAUCGGUGUAAAGAAAGUAGGAUAUGGAGUUGGACCUUUGGUCCUGGUGCUGAUGUCCAGCCUUUUGGUUGUUAUUGUAUAAUCAAAUUCCUAAGUAAAUUUGCAUAUUCAGUCUCUAGUGAUUUUGUGUUGAAA
Durio zibethinus is the source of this 1815-nucleotide messenger RNA. RefSeq names its product protein BYPASS1-LIKE-like. NCBI's taxonomy places the organism in Eukaryota, Viridiplantae, Streptophyta, Magnoliopsida, Malvales, Malvaceae. Gene Ontology annotation, molecular function: nucleic acid binding. The record is from RefSeq and is a predicted model, not a curated record.